Molecule: messenger RNA, 4654 nt
Organism: Cladocopium goreaui
Lineage: Eukaryota; Dinophyceae; Suessiales; Symbiodiniaceae
Source: the annotation of a GenBank genome assembly
AUGCUGAUCAACAGCACGCCGCUGGCGCCGGUGCCGGAGACGGAUGCUGGCUCCAAUCUGCUACAAGCAGGUGACCGCCGGCAACGUGCGCAGCUUGCGCUUCCACCAGUUCUUGAAGGCGAUGUGCCUUCAUCCAUGUCACCCGUGGCAUCCUCACCGUCCGCGGCGAGUUUGAGUGCUGAGGUCGCAGGUCUACGCCUGCUGGACGCCACCGCGAUGCCGUCGGAUAGCGAGAGUGCGAGUGAGUCCACGGUGACCAACGUGAGCUGUGCAGACUCCGCCGUGACGAUGAGCGCCAUGAGCGCCAUGAGCGCUCAGUCGGUGCGGAGAAAGACCGAACCCAACGUUCAGAUGAUGUUGACCGAAGGACGAACGAAAAAGAGCCCAAGAAGUGCAAUGUUAAACAAACUCAAUACCAACCUGCUCAGAAAAUCGAGCCGUGUCAGCCUGGGUGAGGGUCGCACCAGUGACUCCACCACAGCCGAAGAGCUGCGCUUUGGCGCGAGGCAGCAGAAGGUGAUGCUGAGGCGUGCCGCCUCUGAGCCGCCCCGCAGCGGUGCCGACGGCAGCGCGGAGCGCGCCGGUUCAGGCUCUCCGCCCCCGAGUCACACCUUUCGUAAGCAGCUGUCCACCUCCUUCGAGCACGCUACGCCACCACGGCAGAAGCGGCGCACUGGUCCGGGUGUGGCCAACGCGGGCAACGAGAAGACAGGCAAGUUUAAGAUGAGCCCGCCGCCACGAGCUGCCAAUAGCCGCGAGCCAAGUAUGGUGGCGUCGGCAUCGGUGCCCAGAUUGCCAUCGCAACGCUUGAGCUCCAGCAAUCACCUGGAGAAAUUCCGCAGCCAGCGGAGCUCGGCACGACACCUGCAGUUGGCCCUGGGUGAGGAUGCCAAAGAUGCCUUCCGACGGGCCCUGCUGCAAGGCACCCACCAGUGCCGUUGUGCCAAACUGGGCUUUGUGGGCCCCGCGCGGGCGGGCAAGACGUCCACCCUGCGGGCGCUUUCCGGGUUGCCCUUGAGGGUUGAGGAGGAGAGUACUCCGGGCCUCGCCUGCUGGGCUCUAUCCCAGGAGCUGUUGUCUGCUGCCCCGGGGCGUCGGUGGCAACUCCAGGAUCAGGCGGCUGCCAGCACUGCCCGCUGGGAUCGUGGUGUCGCCAAGUAUGUGGCUGACAUGGUGCGCCCCAAGGCCGGGCAAGGCGCUACUGGCAGCACCCAACAGCCCUGCACGGAGACCUUGGACCCCAGUGUCAUGAAGCGAAUGCCCGUGGACCUCAUAGCCAGGCGCUUAGGCGAGACGGUCAACGGUGCACCGGCGCAAGAGGAGAAGACGGUAGUGCUAGAGGCCUAUGACUUUGGCGGGCAAGACGUUUACUAUGCCAUGCACCACCUCUUCCUGAGCGACUAUGGCAUCUACCUCGCCUGCAUCGACCUCUCCUCGCUGCGCCCUUCCGUCUCGCCCGCGGACGCCACCGGGCCCACAGGGCCAGGGCCGCCGGGGGCCGAUGACUUGGAGAAGGAUGUGGACAAAAGCACACAGACCUGGGAUGCCUUGGAGUGGUGGUUAGCCUCCAUUGUGGUGCAUGCGCCCAACUCGCCUGUGGCCAUCGUGGGCACGCACGAGGAUUGUCUCCCAGAGGCUUCGCGGCCAAGUAUUCACGCGGAGGUACAUCAGCGCAUCACCGCGUUCUGCAAGAAGCUGCCGGAGCUCAACGAGCAGCUGCACAUCAACGAGACGGGGCAGCUUUGCUUCUUCCCCAUGGACAACUCCGGCGUGGACAGUGGCCGCAGUGCCAAACUGCUGCAGAGGGCGGUCGAGGCCAUGGUGGCCAAGUUGCUGCAAGGCACAUUGGGCAAGCCCAUUCCCUUGCGCUGGAGCCAUUUCUGGGCCGUGCUUCAACGAGCCAGCGGCACCAGCAACUUGGGCCCCUUGACGAAAGUAGAGGAACUUUGGAGGCGUUCGGCGCGCUAUGGCUUUGAGUCCAUGCAGGAGCUGCAGAAUUUCCUGCGCCAUUUUCAUGGCCUGGGCGCCCUGCUCCACUUCCCGGAGGUGGAGGAGCUCCGUGACUUGGUUUGCUUGAAACCUGCCUGGGUGGGAGAUGCAGCUGCAGCAGUGCUGACGGCCAAAGACAAAGUCUUCCAGGGCUGUGUUCGCCAUGUCGCAGAACUGAAGGAACGAGGCAUGCUGCACACGCAACUGCUCACCGCUGUGUGGCGGGCACGGCCCUUUGCGCGAUACCACCAGCAGCUGGUGGGCUUGCUGCAGGCCCUGGACCUUCUCUUGGCCUGGGGGCAUGACAAGCAGAGUCAGCUGCAGACGCCGAGGGGUCGCCAGCCCGCAACGGAUGUGCAGAAGAUCUACCUGGUGCCUUCCCAGCUGCCUGUGCGACCUCCACGUGAACGAGAAGUGGAUGAGGUGGCAAGCCAGGAUGCAGUGGUCCUCUACUUCGACUUCCAUGGUUUACUUCGCCGCUUACUGCCAACACUGAUCCCCCGACUGCUUUGUAGCCUGAGCCGAGUGGAAUCUGGGGUGCAGAUUUUGUCGAUCUAUGCGAACUAUGCCUUGUUCGCCAGCUCCACACAGGGCCAGGCCCAGGGCGACUCUUUGAGAUCCUCUGGGAGCCGCCGCACCGUGUCGAUGCUGCUGGUGUCCGUGCAGCCUUGUGGCGAGUUUUUGCGCUGCUGCCUGCGGCCGCGGCGUGGGGGCGAUGCCAGGCUGAGCUGGAAACAUGUGGCUUGGUUGCUGCACAACUUCCGCGAAGCGGUCAGUGCAUGGAUGCCAAGGAUCAGCUUCCGCGCGGGUCUCCGCUGUCCAACCUGCACUGCUGGCCACGCUCAUGUUCUGGACCUACACACCGUGCUACGGGAUGAGGACCUGGCUGUGUGCUCCAGAUCCGGUGACCUCUUAGAUGACCUGCCAACUUGGCUAUUGGACUGGCGGCAACACCUGCAACGUGCACAGCCUGGCUCCCCGCGCACUUCAGUCAUGAAGCUGGAAGAUGAUGAGCCGAAGAAACCGUUGGAGGGCCGCAGUUUGCAGCUGGACUACCUCUACGCCUCGCCACUGGACCUAGCGUCGCUGGACGUCCGGGCGGAGAUCGAUGCGCUGGCGGCCAUCCCUGGGGUGAAGCUCACGGUUCGCACUGCGACGACUGAAACCCUUGCAGAAGUCUGGAGGACCGAACGCUGUCCUGGUCCUCGUGUUUUAGUGCUAGCGGCGCAUUGUGCCGUUUCUGCUCUGGCGCAGCCCUCUUUGCUGCUGGAAGACGCCGUAGGCCACGCCCACGUCUUGGGCAUCCACGACUUGGACGACUUGUUGGCCCUGAACGGGCCGGAGGUGGCUGCGGGUGGAAACCAUGGCUCAGGAGCCGCCUUGUUCGACGUGGUGCUGGUGGACGCCUGCCAUUCCGAGCCCUUGGCGCAUCGCUUCGUGCAGAGCGGGGCCAGCUGUGCGGUGGGCUGCGCAGGUGAAGUCUUUGACGCGGCUGCCCGGGAAUUCCUCCGCGUCUUCCUGCGUUCCCUUGCCGCCGCCGUGGCGCAAGGGGGCCUUGCCAGUAGCGUGGCCAAGGGUGCAUUCCAGGCCGCCCAGCGUGCCGUGCGGCUGUCCCCACAACCCGGGCUACGCUCGGAGGCGGACCACUUCUGUUUUGUGCCCAGCAGCGUUUCAAGUUCCACGGACCGCCUGGCACCGCUGAUGCCGCUGAUGCGAACAUCAGAGUCGCUCUUCGGCCAUCUCCCUCCCCCCGUGGAGGACUUUGUUGGCAGAGGGGCCACCAUCGCCGCUGUGGCAAGUGCCUUCCGCCAGCGUCGUGUGAUCUGGCUCCAUGGCAAGGCUGGCAUCGGCAAAUCGGCCUUGCUCUCGGAGUUUAUUCGCUUCUAUGCCAUGCCUGGGGACAGGCUCUUCUCCCAUUGCUGCCGCUUCGGCGACAACGGCUCGCCUUCGGAGGCUGAGGCGGCGGCUGGUGGACGUGCCACGCAAUGCGGGGUACAACUGCUGAGGGUGUCUGGCCUGGGCCCUGCGGCGGUGCUGGAGCGGCUGAAAGCUGCGGUGCUGGAAAUGCCACGGGCAGGCCCUGCUACACUGCUCGCCUUGGAUGGAGUUGAGGAGAGCCUGGCAGCCCGAGACAGCCAGGCGGCGGAGCUUUGGAGCUUCCUGGGCGAGGCCUUGGCCGAUUCGCCCAUGCGGCUGCUACUGACCUCGCGGGAGCCCCGCUACGACGCGCCGCUGCCGGGCAAGGCGGUCGCCAUUGAGGUGCCGCUGCUGUCGCCAGAGGACGCCUGCCUCCUGUUGGCGCGCCGCGCUCAUCGGCCGCUCUUCCAGCGCGAUUUGGAUGGCGCCUGCCGCCCUGGCGGAGACCCCUUGGCGCUGUCCACGCGACGUCGGGAGCUGUUGCUGAGAUUGGCGCAGCACCCCUUAGCCGCCAAAAUGGGUGACAGCCCCGCGGACGUCAUCGCCGCGGCCCAGCAGAUCACCCCGCAGCUCUCAACGCUCUUCGCCCAUCCCUUGUUGCAGGAGGGUAGCAACAGUGCAUGAUGAACUGAGUGGCCUGUAGCAGGCUCAGGCUUAUUUAGGCUUAGUGGUUUCGACGCGUUGUGUGUACCGAAAGGGCUCCCCAACCCCAGCAUUCCUGCGGUUGCGGGAUCUAAAAGCAUUGCUU